AUGGCUUUAAUUCAAAAAUGGAAUGCGUUAAAACGCAACAAAUCCUUUAAAUAUGGUAUCCCGUUUCUUGUACUAAUGGUUGGAGGUUCAUUUGGUCUGACGGAAUUUACAAAAUUGAGAUAUCAGUUCUCAAAACAAAAAACCAUAACUCCCGAUGAGAUGGAACAACACGGGGUAAAAAUGAAGAAGCCCGAAGAAGUCACAAUAGAAAAAGUUUAUGAAACUGUAAAGGAUUUGAACAUAGACGAAUGGGAGAAUAAGCGAGGCCCCAGACCGUGGGAAGAAAACUAA
Musca vetustissima is the source of this 291-nucleotide messenger RNA. RefSeq names its product cytochrome c oxidase assembly protein COX16 homolog, mitochondrial (gene l(3)neo43). Gene Ontology annotation, cellular component: mitochondrial inner membrane. The coding region runs from base 1 to 291 and encodes 96 amino acids. The transcript has 2 exons. Gene Ontology annotation, biological process: mitochondrial respiratory chain complex IV assembly. The record is from RefSeq and is a predicted model, not a curated record. Lineage: Eukaryota; Metazoa; Arthropoda; Insecta; Diptera; Muscidae.